AAUUAGAAGCCAAUUUCACGCGUCGCUCUCGCAGCGAAACCAUAAAUUUCGCCCGACACUUGUCCGGCUGAAAGCGACUUAAAUGGUUUAAGGUAUUACCAUCAAGUCUAUAUUUUAUUGGUGGUAGGAAAAGAAUUUAAACUUUAAAUAAGCGUUUAAUACUUCGGCGGGCCCUUCAAUUUAUUUUGUGGAUGUCUUGUGACAUUUUUAAACUGUGUGGUGUGAACAUAUUUUAGAAAACCCCCAAAAACUUAUUUCGGUGUAAAAAUGUAUGGUCUUUUUUAACGAGUUGGCAGUUUUGUGAGGUUUUUUGGCUUUAGAGCAAGCUUUUCCUGAAAAAUCAGUGUAGUUCAAUCUACGUACUUCAGAUAUCGAAUUCUCAAACCUGGAAAUGGCUUACCCAUAUCGAAAUCUUGGCGAUAUCUUGGACGGCGUGAAGGAAGAUCCUAAGCAUUUGCGCAAUCUAUCAAACAUCUACAAGUUGGAGCUGGAAAUGCAGAAACGCGAGUAUGGUAAAAAGGAGGAUGUCAGCCACUCUCGCAUCCAGUUGAGGGAAGGUCCUGAUAUAUUGGCAGCUUAUAAGAAGGACGCGGUAACUCUCCGGUAUUUCAAUAAAUUGGCGCCAUGGACGUUUUACGAUGUACCCUUUGACAAGCAAACUGAAACAAAUAUUUCCGAUCUGAGUGCCUACCUGGUAAUUCCAGAAAAUCCCGAUUCUAAGCCGAAAUCUACAUACAAAAUGUAAAUUUGAUUUAUCCAAUAAAAUAUCCUUUGUUGGCUUUA
Molecule: messenger RNA, 783 nt
Organism: Drosophila subpulchrella
Lineage: Eukaryota; Metazoa; Arthropoda; Insecta; Diptera; Drosophilidae
Exons: 2
Coding region: 392-745 (117 amino acids)
Source: RefSeq, a predicted model, not a curated record